Molecule: messenger RNA, 2347 nt
Organism: Saimiri boliviensis boliviensis (Bolivian squirrel monkey)
Lineage: Eukaryota; Metazoa; Chordata; Mammalia; Primates; Cebidae
Gene: DARS1
Product: aspartyl-tRNA synthetase 1
Biological process (GO): aspartyl-tRNA aminoacylation
Cellular component (GO): cytoplasm; aminoacyl-tRNA synthetase multienzyme complex; cytosol
Molecular function (GO): ATP binding; aspartate-tRNA ligase activity; RNA binding
Source: RefSeq, a predicted model, not a curated record
CCGCGCGCGGCCGCCGGCGCUCCGGGAUCUCGAGGUAGCCUCAGCUCUCGCGAUUUUUCCGGAGCCGCCCCUCCACGCGGAGUCCAAGCGCGUGUGCUGAGACCCGAGGGUUGGGAGGGCGGAGACUGGGAGGGCGGGAGAAGCCCCUUUGGCCUGCCCUACGGAAGCCUGCGAGGGAGGGUGGUGUCCACUGCCCAGUUCCGUGUCCCGAUGCCCAGCGCCAGCGCCAGCCGCAAGAGUCAGGAGAAGCCGCGGGAGAUCAUGGACGCGGCCGAAGAUUAUGCUAAAGAGAGAUAUGGAAUAUCUUCAAUGAUACAAUCACAAGAAAAACCAGAGCAAGUUUUGGUUCGGAUUAGAGACUUGACAGUACAAAAAGCUGAUGAAGUUGUUUGGGUGCGUGCAAGAGUUCAUACAACCAGAGCUAAAGGGAAACAGUGCUUCUUAGUCCUACGUCAGCAGCAGUUUAAUGUCCAGGCUCUUGUGGCAGUGGGAGACCAUGCAAGCAAGCAGAUGGUUAAAUUUGCUGCCAACAUCAACAAAGAGAGCAUUGUGGAUGUAGAAGGUGUUGUGAGGAAAGUGAAUCAGAAAAUUGGAAGCUGUACACAGCAAGAUGUUGAGUUACAUGUUCAGAAGGUUUAUGUGAUCAGUUUGGCUGAACCCCGCCUGCCCCUGCAGCUGGAUGAUGCUGUUCGGCCUGAGGCAGAAGGAGAAGAGGAAGGAAGAGCUACUGUUAACCAGGAUACAAGAUUAGACAACAGAGUUAUUGAUCUUAGGACAUCAACUAGUCAGGCAGUCUUCCGUCUCCAGUCUGGCAUCUGCCAUCUCUUCCGAGAAACUUUAAUUAACAAAGGUUUUGUGGAAAUCCAAACUCCUAAAAUUAUUUCAGCUGCCAGUGAAGGAGGAGCCAAUGUUUUUACUGUGUCAUAUUUUAAAAAUAAUGCAUACCUGGCUCAGUCCCCACAACUGUAUAAGCAAAUGUGCAUCUGUGCUGAUUUUGAGAAGGUUUUCUGUAUUGGACCAGUAUUCAGAGCAGAAGACUCUAAUACCCAUAGACAUCUAACUGAGUUUGUUGGUUUGGACAUUGAAAUGGCUUUUAAUUACCAUUACCAUGAAGUUAUGGAAGAAAUUGCUGACACCAUGGUACAAAUAUUUAAAGGGCUUCAAGAAAGGUUUCAGACUGAAAUUCAAACGGUGAAUAAGCAGUUCCCAUGUGAGCCAUUCAAAUUUUUGGAGCCAACUCUAAGACUAGAAUAUUGUGAAGCAUUGGCUAUGCUUAGGGAAGCUGGAGUCGAAAUGGGGGAUGAAGACGAUCUGAGUACACCAAAUGAAAAGCUGUUGGGUCAUUUGGUAAAGGAAAAGUAUGAUACAGAUUUUUAUAUUCUUGAUAAAUAUCCAUUGGCUGUAAGACCUUUCUAUACCAUGCCUGACCCAAGAAAUCCUAAACAGUCCAACUCUUACGAUAUGUUCAUGAGAGGAGAAGAAAUAUUGUCAGGAGCUCAAAGAAUACAUGAUCCUCAGCUGCUAACAGAGAGAGCUUUACAUCAUGGAAUUGAUUUGGAGAAAAUUAAGGCUUACAUUGAUUCCUUCCGCUUUGGAGCUCCUCCUCAUGCUGGCGGAGGCAUUGGGUUGGAACGAGUUACUAUGCUGUUUCUGGGAUUGCAUAAUGUUCGUCAGACCUCCAUGUUCCCUCGUGAUCCCAAACGACUCACUCCUUAAAGCCACACUUUGCCAGUGAACUCCAGUGUGGAUGACAGAGCGUGACCCUGCCUCAAAAAAAGAAAGAAAGCCACACUUAACUCUUUCCAGUAACCUGCUAUUGCACAGGCUGUACUUUAGGUACUUAAAAUAUGCACUAGAACGAAUUUGCAAGACCCGAAAGUAUCACUGUUAUUUUUGGAGUAAUUCAGUAUAAAUUCCUUUAAAAGAGAGAUUUUUAUAACUUCAGACAUGCAUCAGUAGGAAAUACUUGAGAAAUUCAUAUGGUUAUGUUAAAAAUUCAUAUUCUGUUACUGCAGUAAAUGUUAACAAGAGUUUUAAACAGUUAAGAUUGUACGAUUUUUUUUCUUUAUAUUACAAGGACCCUAGUGUUAAUGUCUUAGAUUUUCAGUAUUUGAACUUAUUUUUAAAUUCUGACAUUGAGAUAAGAAUAAUUCAGAUAGUAUCUGAAAUUUUAAUGAAUGUGUAAUUGGCAUAUCAUGGAAAAUUAGCGAGAAAAUAGCAGUUCUUAAAAGUUAAGCCUAGAAAUUAUGUAAAGCAGGCGAAAAUGCUGGUUAGAAAGUAUUCAGUGUAAUAAUUGUAUUAAAUUGUUAAAUUCUAAAAUUGAAUUUCAAUAAAAUUUUAAAGCUAA